Molecule: messenger RNA, 2961 nt
Organism: Bombina bombina (fire-bellied toad)
Lineage: Eukaryota; Metazoa; Chordata; Amphibia; Anura; Bombinatoridae
Gene: GAS2L2
Product: growth arrest specific 2 like 2
Exons: 6
Coding region: 1-2961 (986 amino acids)
Biological process (GO): regulation of microtubule polymerization or depolymerization; microtubule bundle formation; actin crosslink formation
Cellular component (GO): microtubule plus-end; actin filament; cytoplasm
Molecular function (GO): cytoskeletal adaptor activity; actin filament binding; microtubule binding
Source: RefSeq, a predicted model, not a curated record
AUGUCAGGUCACCAGGGGGGUAGUGUGCGCAGCAUUCGGACAUUUCAGUCCAGUGAGCAGUACCUGGAUGCCAUGAAGGAAGACUUGGCAGAAUGGCUGAAAGAGUUAUAUGGUUUGGAGAUUACAGUAGAUGACUUUUUUGAUGUCUUUGAGACUGGAACUGUACUCUGUCAGCAUGCCAACUAUGUGAGCGAUGUGGCAAAGGAAUUUGCAGCAGAAUAUCCUGCACUGGCACAAAAAAUCCAACUGCCAAAAUCAGGAGCCAAAUAUAACAGUUUAGCCCAACCAGGCACAUUUCUUGCCCGAGAUAAUGUAUCCAACUUCAUUCGAUGGUGCAGGAAGGAGAUGGACAUUAAAGAUGUUGUAAUGUUUGAGACAGAGGAUCUGGUACUGCGUAAAAAUGAAAAGAAUUUUGUCUUGUGUCUGCUUGAGCUUGCCCGUCGGGCCUCUCGCUUUGGCGUGAGUGCUCCCAUGCUAAUACAGAUGGAAGAACAGAUAGAAGAGGAGAUCCGAGAGGAGCUAGACUUGCCUCCAGAGGAAAUCCCACUUCCCAAACCCCAAAGAAAACCUUGUAACUUUAAGAACCUAGAUCAAAUGGUGCAGCACUUAGUGAGCAGGUGCACAUGCCCUGUGCAGUUUUCUAUGGUCAAAGUGUCAGAAGGAAAAUACAGGGUGGGAGAAUCAAACACCCUUAUUUUUGUCCGGAUUCUCCGUAACCAUGUAAUGGUAAGAGUAGGGGGAGGCUGGGAUACCUUGGAGCAUUAUCUGGACAAACAUGACCCCUGUCGCUGCACAUCCCUUUCACACAAAGCUAUAAAAUUGACAAGUCCACAGAAACAAGCUGCCCCUGUGCAUGAAAUCAAGACUCGUUUAACUCCAAGGUCAGACAAUCCCAACAAAUUUGAAACCACUUUAAUAGUAAGCAGAUCACAGAGUCCACUGCCCCCAGUGGAGUGGAGGACUUAUACACCUGCCAGCAGCAAAACUUCUUCAUUAUCUGCAUCUCCAGAGAGUGAGAAGGCUGGAGGAUUUAAAACCCCACACAUGCAAAAUGAUCACAAAAGGAUCAUAUCAACGAGGACUCAUGAGCGUCCAGCCACUCCUACCAGAAGACAACUAUUUGCUGAGGAGGGUCAACCUGGUCAUCAGCUUCCAUCCCCACAAUAUGGGCGAGAUAAGUUCCGAUUGUCUAUAUCAUCUUUGGGAAGUGAAGAAGAAAACUCAUGUGCUUCAGAAAUAUCCUCUGAAUCUCAGAAAGGUAGACAAACUGGGAAGACCUUCACUUUGAACUUAAAGGCACCACUAAUUAAAGAUGUACACCGUGUUCCAAUGCAGGCAGCAAAUAAUAAGGCAAAUUUAGUAGCAGAGAAAGACAGCCUGCAGAAUGCACCAAAUAUGAUUUCACAAUCUAACAAUCCUCAUGAAUCACGACCUAAAACACCUUCUCGGUUUAUUCGACCUCCCAGUCCUUCCAAGAUGAUUAAUCUAUCACAAAAUCAACGCAAUCAAGAAAUGGCGAGUUAUUCAAUCACUUCCACACGGUCUCCUUCCCCAACUAAGCAGCUGAACUACUCAAAGAAACCAGAAAUAGCAGCAAAGAAUAGUACCAAAUCCAUCCCAAUUUACAACAGGCCACCUACACCAAGCAGGAGCUUCCAUAGUGAGCCGCAGUACAGAGAUAGAAGUAAGUUUGUGGGAAGUGAAAACACAAUUCUUCAUAAUAAACUUAUAUCAACUAAAAGUAAUGAAUUAAAUGAUGAAAAACACUAUCAUUUAUCCUCAGGCAGGUUAACUCCAACAGUCCAUCUCAACAAGAAUGGAAUAGCACAAUUAGAGGAUAAGACGUUACAAUCAAGAAAUAAUAUUAACAAUUUAGAAACCCAAGAUAUUUCAGAAGCUGUGGAACGAGACUGUAUGUAUACACCAUUACCCAUUAAUCCAGAACAAGAAAAAGAAUUAUAUCGGAGUUUAGAAGAUGAAAUUUUAUCAAAUAUUAAGGUGCUGGAAGGAGAGUCUGAAGAAAACAACAACUCAGAAAACAGAGGCAUCACAUUGGGGCACAGUAUAGCAAGUGACUAUGCUGUUCAUGACACUAACCUACUAGACACUUCAGCAUCCACGAUGUCUUCAAUCUCAAAUACUUUGAGGACUCCAGAAGGGGAAGUAGGCGUACCCAGGAGUGGAGUCUACAUCAAUACCAAGUGGCAAUCUGGGACAAGCUUUGAUGAUGUCAUUACUGAACUUGCCAAUAACCGUGUAAAACUUAAUAGAGUUGAUGUGGAAAGCUGGAUUUCCAAAAUUCCUCCAAAAGUUGCUGUAGAAAAAAUUACAGAAACAAAUAACACAUCCAAACAUAAAAUAUAUGAAGUGAGAGAGCCAGCAGAAAUGAAAAGAUCUGUUGUUAAAAAACGAGUACCUUCUAUGGAUGUCAAGGGAGGCAAAGUCAAACAAUUACCAUCUCAAAGAGCUCGACAACUGGCAGCAGAGGCAAAAAAGAAAGCAUUAGAAACAGUAGCUAGCAAUAAGAUUGUAUCUACCAACUCUACAAAUGAAGACGCUAGCCUUGACCAAUCCAAAUUGCCACAAGGAUCAAAGCAAAAAAGGGCUCUGAAAAAGCCAGAAAGAGUGCCAUCAAUAUAUAAACUUAAACUAAGACCAAAAAUUCGCCCAAGAAGAGAUAACAGACCAGAAAAAAAGCCAUCCAAAAUACCAACCCCAGUUUCAUAUCGACAAGCACGAAACAAAGCAAAUGCCAAAGUUUCAGGGAGAAGUCCAAAGAGCAGUGGUACAAAUGUCGCUGGUGCAAGAAGUCGUAACACUUCGCUGAGUACGGCAGUCAGUACAGAGGAAGUGGAAAGUGAUGAGGAAUUAUCUGCUUCUCAACAAGAAUCUCAGAACAUACAAAAUCAUGGUGAAAACAACCCCACCAGAACGGAUGAGGAUGAAGAAUCAUGGGUCUAA